AUGUACGACGAAGCAGGUCCCGAUGCUGAAAACGAUCCUUUCGACCUGCGGAUUUCCAUCACUUAUGAAGGUACAAAAUUGAACAGCGAGCCCUUGUUCCUGUCACUUCUAAAUGGUCUCUAUCGGAUAGCACAAAGACCAUAUAGUGGUCCACUUUUUCAUGGCGUCUUUCGUGACACCGAACGUGCGCUGGUGCCUGGCUUAGAUGUCAAUGGACCAUAUGUAUCUCAGAAUUAUCACGCCAUAUGGGCUUUGGAGGCUCUGGCUCUACAAGUACGGCAUGAUGAGGGAUAUUCGUCUCUCAAAUUUCAAGCUUUUGACAAGAGCCGCCAACAGAGGGUAUUUGGUCAAGUGUAUCCUCAGCCUGAGUCGCAGCCCUCACAGGUCAAGAUCAAAUCUCCUGAUGCAAAUGCGGGCACAAUAAACGCAAGCGAGGUACCACCACUGGAUUUGACUGGCAAUUCGCUAGUCUCUUCAACCAGUCUCGACGGAAACCAAUCCCCUAGUAAGCCUCCGGAGAACGCAUUGGACUUGAACUCGGUUAACUCCACAGACGCUGGAUAUUCAUCUCCAAUCCCGAGAAAUUUUCACACCCUACCAUCUUCUCUCCCAUCUGGGAAGCUAUUGCCCUCGAACUCUGCAUUGCUAGUUUUGAUCAAGGCUACUGCAGCUGUAGCCGGCCUCAUCCAGCAGAAUCCUCCUACAGCUUCUGAGUACAGAGACGGUGGCGUCGUCUUGCAAAUUCUCCGGAAUGUCAACAUUCCAGGGCUGCAGAACGGAUGGCUCAAACAGGGUUUCCUUGACAUGGCACAUGAACUCUACGAUAACGGCAAAUAUCGUGACAUUCAGAUGAUUUUAAUGGUUGGUGACAAGCAGAUUGGUUGGAUCACAAUGUACAAUAAUGACGGCCGCAAUGUAACACAAUUCUGA
Bacidia gigantensis is the source of this 930-nucleotide messenger RNA. RefSeq lists its product as uncharacterized. The coding region runs from base 1 to 930 and encodes 309 amino acids. NCBI's taxonomy places the organism in Eukaryota, Fungi, Ascomycota, Lecanoromycetes, Lecanorales, Ramalinaceae. The transcript is spliced from 2 exons. The record is from RefSeq and is a predicted model, not a curated record.